This is a messenger RNA of Mytilus trossulus (common blue mussel), 1619 nucleotides long. Its product is annotated as cytochrome P450 4X1-like. The coding region runs from base 55 to 1422 and encodes 455 amino acids. Gene Ontology annotation, molecular function: monooxygenase activity; heme binding; iron ion binding. The transcript is spliced from 5 exons. The record is from RefSeq and is a predicted model, not a curated record. Lineage: Eukaryota; Metazoa; Mollusca; Bivalvia; Mytilida; Mytilidae.
CUUAAAGAUGGUCUAACACAUGGCCGUUUUGUUUACAACUGAUUACAGUGAAACAUGGCUGAUUACCACCAGAUAGUGUCUUUCUGUUGUAUAUUCUGUUUAAAACUAAUUUGUUAUAUCAUUAAUGUGGUUCCAUGGUUAAGUAAUGGUUCCGUUUCAAAGCCGUCCUGGAUUAUACAGUAUCUGUUACAGAAAACGUUUGAAGAUGACAAGUUGAAAAAGUUAGAAUUUCUUACACAAAUUUACCACAAGCAAGGUUUAUUUCGUUUUGACAGUAAAAUCUAUAUUUUCAACCAGAAGCUAGCACAAACAGCUAUCAACAAGUUGGAAAAAGGAGCAGAAAAUUACUUAGACAACUCUCCACUUAAAGAUACAUUUUUAGGUUCAUCUCAGAAAAGUCCCGAAACAAGACGUGCUAUCGCAUCCUUGUUCAGAAAAACAUCUAUAGAAGAAAGGGCAUCUUCGAUGACAGAAGAUAUUAAAAAGAUGUGUUUGAAAAUGAAGCAGCAAUCACUUAGAUCUGUAAAUAUAACUCAUUGGUCGCUACGUCUAGCGUUAGACAUUGUCGGUCACGUGCUUUUGCAGUUAGAUCUGAAUGCUUUGGACGGCGAACAAGAUGAAUUAUUAGAGUGUAUGGUGACAAUUCUCCAUAGGUGUUAUGCUUUAAAUGAAAUUUCAACAGACUCUGACGAAUUUAAGCAAGCAAACGAGGGACUUGAUCGGAUUACUUCAAAUAUACUCAAAGAUGCUCUAGAAAAAGACGAUACUACAAUACAGAAACGGCUGGUUGUUCAAUUGCACGAGGCCUGUGGAUUUGAAGAAGCUAAGGACAAUAUGAAGCUAUUUCUGAUGGCUGGAACAGAAACAACAGCUUCAUCUAUUCCCGUGGUGUUCUCAUUGUUAACUGAUAAUCCUGACAUUCAGGAAGAACUAAGAGAUGAAGCAAUAGAUCGCUGGUCUGAAAUGAUGGCGGAACCUACCACGUCUUUACCAAAAAUAGAAAGUAUGAUUAAAGAGGUCCUAAGACUUUAUCCAAUAGCACCUUUCAUUAGCAGACAAAACAAUGUCCCUGUAAAUCUGGGAAACAUACACUUGGAUGAACAUAGUGAUGUCGUUAUUUUCACAUGGGGAAUUCACAGAUCUCCGUACCUGUGGAAAGAUUCAAAAGUAUUUAAACCGUUCCGCUUUCUUGGAGAGGAAGCUUUGCAUUCAAACAUGUAUAUACCAUUUGGAGCAGGAUCUCGAGUGUGUAUUGGACAACAUAUGGCGGUUCUGGAACUGCGUUUAGCUAUAGCAAUCUUACUUCAUACUUUUACAUUUUCAAAGAACCAAUCCACACCAGACUUAAAGUUUGUUGUUGACUGGGCCCAUGCUGUUGUGCACCCAGAUAAAGAUAUGAUGUUUACUUUAGAGAAUGUUUAAUUGUCUUUUGAAUUCUUAAUAACAUGCACUUCAAAACAGCUUGGACAUAAGAUGCAUCGGCUAACUGGUAUGUGGAAAAAACUAUCCUGUUACAUUUGUCGAUUGGACUAUAUGCAUGGCCCACUUCAGGAAACUUAAAAGUUAAAUACAAUUAUGAGCACCAAAAACAGCUACAAUAAAACAUUCAGUGCCAAAUA